AUGACUGGUGGACAAACUUCGCGGGGAGAGGGCGCCAGAGAACACGACAGCCUAUUAUCUUCAUCUCGCCCACGCACAGCCAUUGGAGUUGCUCCCUCAGCCGGUACGCAUCCUGACUGCAUCCUACCCUGUCGUAUUCGUCCGGAGAAUAAAACGAAUGAUGAUGUAUCCGGUUCUCAAGCUCCGCUCCUCCAACGCACUCCGCCAACCGGUUCCGAACCACCCAGUUCCCAACGCAGCAACAAGGGGAGCCGUGUGCAAUCAUGGCGCCGCAAGCUCUGGCAAUCCUGGCUCAUGAGCAAGGGGAUGCUCAUGGUAAUGCUGGCUCAGUUCUUCGGUGCGUCAAUGAACGUCAUGACCCGCUCUCUUCAAUUGGAUGGGAGUCAUGGGAAAGGAAUGCAUCCGUUUCAGAUCCUCUUCGCGCGCAUGGGCAUCACCGUCCUCCUCAGCCUGCUCUACAUGCUCUACGCCCGCGUCCCACACCCCUUUGGCGCCCGCUCGAUCCGGUCCCUCCUCUUCCUCCGCGGCAUCAGUGGCUUCUUCGGCGUCUUCGGCCUGUACAGCUCGCUGCUCCACCUCGCCCUCUCGGAAGCCACCGUGCUCACCUUCCUGGCCCCCAUCGGCUGCUGCUACGUCUGCUCGCUAACCAUGCCCAACGAGACCUUCACGCGCAGACAGCAGGUGGCGGCGCUAGCGUCGCUGCUGGGCGUUGUGCUAAUUGCACGACCGGCGUCGUUGUUUCGUGGCUCUUCGCACGUAUCCGCAUCGUCUUCUUCAUGGUCAUCGACGCACGUUGAAGCAAGCUCAGCAGACUCAGCAGACGACGCCUACAAACGCACCCUCGGCAUUCUCGCCGCACUCAUAGGCGUCAUGGGCGCGACGGCCGCGUACACCUCCAUCCGCGUCAUCGGCAAGCGCGCCCACCCGCUCGUCAGCGUCACGUAUUUCAGCGGCCUAACCACGAUCAUCUCGCUGCUGGCCGUCGCGCUGAUACCCGGCAUCAGCUUCCGCCUUCCCGGCAACAUGGCGGAGCUUCUGCUCCUGCUGGGCCUUGGGGCGUGCGGGUUUCUGUUGCAAUUUUUGCUAACGGCGGGGUUGUCGUACGUGCCUCCCCCGUCGGCUACGGGUGCGGACGUAGAGCCCCUCCGGAAGGGGUGGGGGGUCAGGUCGGCGAGGGCGACAACCAUGGUGUAUACGCAGAUGCUCUUUGCGGUGUUGUAUGAUAAGGUGGUGUUCAAUGCGACGCUGUCGCCGGUUAGUUUGGCUGGGUCGAUGAUCAUUUUGGCGAGUGCGAUGUACGUUGCUUUGGUGAAGGAGCGGAGGAAAGACGUUGGUUCUGGCGCUGGUGCGGAUGAGUACGCUGUUGUUGAGCGUCAGGGGGUGGGAGGAGAAAACGGGGAUGGGGAAGGCAGUUGGGUUUCACGAGGACAACAGUCCAGACAUGUGCAAUCUUGGAAUAUCGAGGAUGCGAGAUUGGCGGAGGCGGGGGAGGGGACGGGGCUUUUGGCAGGUUAUGUUGAUGAUGACGAUGAUUAUGAUUAUUAUGAUUACGAUUGUGAUUCUGAUAGUGGUAAUGAUAAUGGUGAUGAUGGUUGA
This is a messenger RNA of Histoplasma mississippiense, 1596 nucleotides long. RefSeq lists its product with no specific name. NCBI's taxonomy places the organism in Eukaryota, Fungi, Ascomycota, Eurotiomycetes, Onygenales, Ajellomycetaceae. Gene Ontology annotation, cellular component: membrane. The coding region runs from base 1 to 1596 and encodes 531 amino acids. The record is from RefSeq and is a predicted model, not a curated record. The transcript is spliced from 3 exons.